AUUUGAACGUUGAACACUUUACUUCAAGUCUACUUGACCCAACUCACACUUGUACUAUACAAUGAACACCACACGGAACUCGUAAUGAUAGAUACCACGCAUACUGAUGAUACCCAACCUGAAAUGCCUUCUUCCAUGAACGGUUCUCUUUCUACAAUAUCGAACAAUGGCGAGACAACCACAAGCUCAGUUUCGCCAGUGAAGUCUUCACUGAAACUCCCGGCGAGCAGUAGAGUCCACAAGGAUACCAACACGACGUACAAGUCGCCGAAUCCUUCCAAGACUAUAGCCUUGCAUUCUCACAUCACUGAUGACACACUGCUUGCGUUCAACAAGUUUAUCUUGUACGAGAAUAAGCUCCGUUUCUACAUCGUUGCUUCAAACACGUCCGACUCGCGACACAAGAUCAUAAAGAUUGACAGGACGUCGCACGAUGAACUCGACGUUGUUGAGGACGACGCAACAUAUAACGGGAAGCAGAUGAGUGAAAUGCUGAAGAUGAUCGACGAUGGCAAUAAAGCCUCAGGUGGCCUUGGCAAAGCCAGAGUGCUAUUCGGUGUCAUUGGUUUUAUAAGGUUUACCGCUGGCUGGUACAUGAUCGCCAUCUCGAAGCGUUCAGUCGUCGCUCUUCUCGGUGGUCAUUACAUAUACCACUGCGAGGAGACCGACAUGAUACCCGUCUGCUCCGCUCAUAAGAUAGAGCGACCGACAGAAGAACAGCGACUCAUCAACAUAUUCAAACAGGUCGAUCUUUCCAAGAACUUCUACUUCAGCUAUACAUAUGACCUCACAUCCAGCUUGCAACACAACUUGACGUGCCCAAUUCCUUCUAGUCGGAUGUUCAACGACCGUUUUGCUUGGAACCAUCACCUCAUGACAACACCUUUUGCUGACAAAGAAGGACCUCCGCUCAAAGCUUGUUGGCUUCUUCCUCUUAUACAUGGGCACGUUGACCAAGCCAAGCUUACAGUACUCGGCAGGAUUGUGUUCGUGACUCUGAUCGCUCGUCGCUCUCGGCAUCAUGCUGGUGCACGGUACCUCAAACGAGGGGUCAACGAUGAGGGAAAUGUUGCCAACGAAGUCGAGACAGAACAAAUCGUUAGCGAGACUGUGACGACACCAUUCUACUACCCUGCCACUCGUGACACACCUACUGGCUCUAAGAAGCGACGACCAAGUCCCAACUUUACUAGUUACGUUCAGUACCGUGGAAGCAUACCAAUCUAUUGGACUCAGGAACUCAACAGCAUGUCUCCAAAACCCCCCAUUGAAAUCAACGUGAUGGACCCUUUCUACACCCCAGCUUCGCGUCAUUUUGACGACCUUUUCGCCAGGUAUGGUGCUCCUGUCAUGGUCCUCAACCUCAUCAAACGCCGAGAACCUCAACCGCGCGAGUCCAAACUUCUAGAAGAGUACACUCAAUGUGUGGAAUACCUGAAUCAGUUCUUGCCUCGGGGGAAGAAGAUCGUUUAUCGAGCGUGGGAUAUGUCGAGGGCUUAUAAGGAGAAGACCCAAGAUGUGAUUAGCUAUCUGGAGGAUAUUGCGGAGGAGAGCAUCCAGUUGACUGGGUUCUUCCAUUCGGGCCCUGAGCCCUACGCUCAUCACCUUCGGAGUGAGGUGGCAGCCGACACGACCGGAAAUGCGAUCCCCUGGCGCAAUUCCAUGGCGCUCCAAAACGGCGUCUGCAGAACCAACUGCGUAGACUGUCUUGAUCGGACAAACGCUGCUCAAUUCGUUUUUGGCAAGCGUGUGUUAGGACAUCAACUCUACGCUCUGGGUGUGGUCGACAGUCCGAACUUGGCAUUCGACUCGGACGCAGUGAACAUGUUGACAGAAAUGUAUCAUGAUCAUGGGGACACUCUUGCCAUGCAAUAUACUGGAAGUGCACUUGUGAAUCGUGUCGAGACAUACCGCCGAAUGCCUCAUUGGAACAGUCACUCCAGGGACAUAAUCGAGAACUUUCGUCGGUUUUACACCAACUCCCUCCUCGACGCGGACAAACAAGCAGCAAUCAAUCUCUUCCUAGGUGUUCACCACGACCGCCCCAUCAACGCGGCGCAAUCUCUAGCUCGCAAACGUCCUAAGUCCUACCGGGAUUGGUAUCGCAAGGAACACCUCGAUCGAGCUUAUGAUCUCCAAGAAUGCGAGGAAAGAAUACAGCAAUUCGUACAGGCACGGGGAGACUUUUGGAUCGAAUAUUAUAGGCCUCUUCUUUUCACAAGCCUUGGAAAGCAUUUCGUAUACUGCAUGAAUAGUACAUUGAAGUUGCCAGGGAAAACAGCAGCAGAUAUCAACUACAGUCCGUUCCUAGCUCAUCAUAACGUGAACCUCCAUCCUCCAAGGCUAAUGGAUGGCGUUCGUCGAUGGAUAGGUUCGAGUACCGUCGUCCGGCACCAUCCCCGCGUCGAGUUGCGCCAGGACAAGAAACAGGCUGCACGAUCGAAAGAGGUCCCAGAGAGGCCAAAGGAUAUUCACUCGACUGAGUAUGUCGCAACUCAGUUAUUGAAUCCAGACGUGUCUAAGAAAGAACGGGCCGAAUACGAGGAAUAUAUCAAUCAGACUAUAGCUCUCUUGAGUAUGGCCCACGAGCACGCCGAGCCUGGUGAUGAGAAGGUAUACGAGACCUCCGUUCGAGUGGCUCGUGGAGAAGAGGUCCGACUGUCGAACGAAACAGAUAAAGACUUGGCUACGUACACGGCGUUUAUCGAGAGGGGGAGCCCGGAUAUCGCUGUGGAUGCAUUCGCCAAGGGGAGAUUUCCAAUCACAUUCAACUAUGAAAAGUGGAUUAGUGGACCACAAGGCAUUUCUUGAGUUGAUCUAUAUUCGGACUCGGCACACGACCCAGAUAAGCACCGGCCUCCGAGUAGAGAACGCCAGCUUUGAUCUUGCCUGUCAACAACUGGACAGGUCUGCCUGGACCCCAAGCUCGGACUAGUGUGUUUCGCCGUAUGAUUUCUCGCUAUCUGUUACUCCAAUAUGUCUGUAUGUGCGGAGCUGUACACUGCGCGGGGUGGUCGCCAAUCUCGGGUGUUCGCUAUCACAGAGGGACCGAUGAUUAUUGAUGCAGGGUCACCGGUCAUUGCCAUGUGUGUACAUUCUGUGUCGUAGAUAAGUGAUAUCAGAUAUGCGGCCUGCGAAUUGCCAUGGGUUUCUCAAGAAGUGCAUCACGAACGAGGUUGGAUUCCAUCGCGAUGUCAUUCAUAAAUGAUCCUUGGAGUU
This is a messenger RNA of Somion occarium, 3219 nucleotides long. The record is from the annotation of a GenBank genome assembly. Lineage: Eukaryota; Fungi; Basidiomycota; Agaricomycetes; Polyporales; Cerrenaceae.